ACAUCUCUGCAUGCCGGCGGUGUCCUAUCCAAUAAUUUUUCCUUUGGCCUCACACUUCCGGAGAUUUUCCAAACCUUCUUUAUUCCUCUCCAGCGGUUUGUAGGGCGUUCUUUCGCCGAUAUCCAUCGAUAGAUUGAAAUGGGCUCUUCGAAGACGAUAAGGCGGCUCGAGGUGACCACGCCGGUGCCGGCGGACAUCGACGUAGCUAACUCGGUGCAGCCGCUGCUCAUAUCGGAGAUUGCCGAAAGCCUUGGCCUCAAGUCCGAGCACUACGAUCUCUACGGAAAAUACAAAGCCAAGGUGCUUCUCUCUGUCCUCGACGAGCUUGAUAGGUCAGCGGAUGGUUACUACGUUGUAGUCGGGGGUAUCACUCCGACGCCCCUCGGCGAGGGGAAAUCAACAACAACCGUUGGGCUCUGCCAAGCUCUAGGUGCUUUCCUUGAUAAGAAGGUUGUCACUUGCAUCCGUCAACCAUCUCAAGGUCCAACUUUUGGAAUCAAAGGCGGUGCUGCAGGUGGUGGUUAUAGCCAAGUGAUUCCCAUGGAUGAGUUCAAUCUUCACCUAACAGGUGAUAUCCAUGCCAUUACCGCUGCAAACAAUCUACUUGCUGCUGCCAUUGAUGCACGAAUUUUUCAUGAGGCAUCACAGUCUGACAAGGCUCUAUUCAAUAGGCUUUGCCCACCCAACAAACAAGGCCAGCGGAGUUUUGCUAAUGUCAUGUUCCGACGUUUAAGGAAACUUGGGAUUUCUAAGACAAACCCUGAUGAUCUUACGCCUGAAGAAGUUAAAAGUUUUGUUAGACUAGACAUUGACCCAGAUUCUAUCACUUGGAGAAGAGUUAUGGAUAUCAAUGACCGUUUUUUGAGAAAGAUUACUGUCGGACAAGGGCCCGAAGAGAAGGGAAUGGUAAGAGAGACUAGCUUUGACAUAUCAGUGGCUAGUGAGAUUAUGGCUGUGUUAGCCUUAACGACUUCUCUUUCAGACAUGAGGGAAAGAUUUGGUAGGAUGGUUAUUGGAAACAGCAGAUCUGGUGAGCCAAUCACUGCUGAUGACCUUGGGAUUGGUGGUGCCCUGACUGUUUUGAUGAAGGAUGCCAUUCAUCCAACGCUAAUGCAAACCCUGGAAGGAACACCAGUUCUUGUACAUGCUGGGCCUUUUGCUAAUAUAGCUCAUGGUAAUUCAUCGAUUGUUGCUGAUAAGAUUGCCAUUAAGUUGGUUGGUAAAGGUGGGUUUGUGAUCACAGAAGCAGGUUUUGGUUCUGAUAUUGGCACUGAAAAGUUUAUGAACAUAAAAUGUCGUUAUAGUGGUUUAACGCCUCAGUGUGCCAUUAUUGUUGCUACGAUUAGAGCUCUGAAAAUGCACGGCGGUGGCCCAGAGGUCGUUGCAGGGAGGCCGCUUGAUCAUGCUUACCUAAAUGAGAAUGUAGCUCUUGUAGAAGCUGGUUGUGUAAAUCUUGUUAGACAUAUCUCAAACACAAAGCUUUAUGGUGUGAAUGUUGUGGUUGCAAUCAACAAGUUUGAAGCAGACACUGAUGCUGAGAUGAAUGCUGUGCGAAAUGCUUCUUUGGCAGCUGGUUCUUUUGAUGCAGUUGUGUGCACCCAUCAUGCUCACGGUGGAAAAGGAGCAGUUGACCUUGGGCUUGCAGUUCAGAGAGCAUGCGAGAGUCAUACACAGCCACUAAAAUUUCUUUAUCCUCUUGACUUGAGCAUUAAAGAGAAGAUUGAGGCCAUAGCCAAGUCUUAUGGUGCUGCUGAUGUUGAGUACUCAGAACAGGCUGAAAAGCAAAUUGAGGUGUAUACUAAGCAAGGGUUCUCAGAUCUUCCCAUAUGUAUGGCUAAAACCCAGUAUUCAUUCUCCCACAUCCCUGCUAAAAAAGGUGCACCAGAGGGGUUUGUGCUUCCCAUUCGCGAUGUUAGAGCUAGCAAUGGAGCGGGCUUCAUCUACCCACUUGUUGGAACAAUGAGCACAAUGCCAGGGCUUCCAACAAGGCCAUGCUUUUUUGACAUCGAUUUCGACAUCACUACUGGUAAAGUACUUGGUCUCUCUUGAGAGUUUGGUUCUGUCCUGUUUCUUCUCAGUCUUGAUUGUUGUGGCUAUAUUGCUGUCUAUUUGUGUUGAAUAAACUAUUGUACACGGCACUGGUUCUCUUGUUCUCUUAAUAAAAUUGAGAAGUUUUUUUUUUUUU
Messenger RNA from Phalaenopsis equestris, 2185 nucleotides. RefSeq names its product formate--tetrahydrofolate ligase. The record is from RefSeq and is a predicted model, not a curated record. Gene Ontology annotation, molecular function: formate-tetrahydrofolate ligase activity; ATP binding. Bases 139 to 2049 code for a protein of 636 amino acids. The transcript has 5 exons. NCBI's taxonomy places the organism in Eukaryota, Viridiplantae, Streptophyta, Magnoliopsida, Asparagales, Orchidaceae.